Messenger RNA from Penicillium coprophilum, 1491 nucleotides. RefSeq names its product cytochrome P450. The record is from RefSeq and is a predicted model, not a curated record. Bases 1 to 1491 code for a protein of 496 amino acids. Lineage: Eukaryota; Fungi; Ascomycota; Eurotiomycetes; Eurotiales; Aspergillaceae. The transcript is spliced from 6 exons. Gene Ontology annotation, molecular function: monooxygenase activity; iron ion binding; heme binding.
AUGGUUCCUCCCCUUGUGUCCGGGAUGCUGGCAUUGUUCACUUUGAGUAAAUUUUGUGUCUUAAUAAUCAUUUUGUUCAUCGUACGAGCGACUAUUCGCAAAUAUUGGACGCCGAUCCGAGACAUCCCAGGUCCGUUCUUGGCUUCUUUUUCGAAACUAUGGCUAGUCUACCAUUUGUGGAAAGGUCAUGGCGAGAAAGAGCUUAUUGAUCUACACAAGAAGCACGGGGAUUUCGUUCGCAUUGCGGAGAAUGAAGUCAGUGUCUCUCACCCGGACGCAGUAAAGCAGCUUCUCCACGCAAACAUAGCGAAAGGCUCAUGGUACUCAAUCUUCAGUCUACCGGACUACCAUUAUGUGAAUCAGAUGUCUGAACUGAACCCAAAACGGCACAUCGAAAAGUCGCGCAACAUAGCCGCCGGAUUUGCACUAUCAAACAUCAUCAAGUCCGAGCCACAUGUGGACAAAAUCCUCCACUGUCUCAAAGAACGCCUCGAUGGAUUAAUCAAAAGCAACGAGGCGGUAGAAUUCGACAAAUGGUUCAGUUUCUUUGCCUUCGACGUGUUGGGCGAAGUAACAUUUUCGAAAUCCUUCGGAUUCGUGGAAACAGGUACAGACAUCAGAAACGCGGUUGCAAAUACUAAAGCCCUGGCCCUCUACAUCGCAGUCAUGGGUCAUUAUACCUGGAUACAUAACCUGACGCUGGGAAACCCGCUUCUGAGUCGCAUUGGCAUCCAGCCUUCAUCGCAUAUCUUCGAUACCUGUCUUGCCGCUAUAGACGCGCGCAAGAAGAAUCCUGAAAAAGGAAAUGAUAUGAUGCAGCGCUGGCUGGAUGUUCGGGCUAAGUAUCCUGAUCGCAUGGCUGAGAACGAGAUAUUUGCCGCGGCUGUUGCGAAUAUCGGGGCUGGGGCCGAUACUGUUAGUGCCACGGCUCAAGCAUUUAUUUAUUACCUACUGCGUCAUCCACAUUAUCUGCAGCGAUUGCGUGACGAGAUUGAUGCUGCUCAGGCUCGGGGUGAACUAUCGCCCAUGGUGCAGUAUAAUGAAGCGCAGAAGCUCCCGUUUCUUCAGGCUUGUUUGAAAGAAACGUACCGGUUCCACUCUGCUGCUGUUGGUGGCCUUCCCCGAGUCGUGCCACAAGGUGGGAUGACCAUAGCCGGCAUAUAUUUCCCCGAAGGAGUGGUUCUCAGUAUAAAUACCUGGGUCUUUCACCGUAAUCCACAGAUCUUCGGCGAGGACUGCGACAGCUUCAAUCCAGACCGCUGGCUUCAAACGGACACCAGUUAUAUCGACUCAUUUUUGAUUCAUUGGGGAGCCGGGUACAACCAAUGCCCCGGUCGCAAUCUUGCCCAAUUUGAGCUACUCAAACUAAUGACAACCCUGAUAAGGGAUUAUGAUAUUGAGCAAGUGGAUGCUGAAAAAGAGUGGGUAUUCAAAAGCCAAUUUACGGCUAUUCCAUCUGGAUGGCCAUGCAAGAUUCAAAGACGCUCGUGA